Vespa crabro (European hornet) is the source of this 3724-nucleotide messenger RNA. RefSeq names its product protein tramtrack, beta isoform-like. The coding region runs from base 1157 to 2422 and encodes 421 amino acids. Gene Ontology annotation, cellular component: nucleus. Gene Ontology annotation, molecular function: protein binding; DNA binding. Gene Ontology annotation, biological process: regulation of transcription by RNA polymerase II. NCBI's taxonomy places the organism in Eukaryota, Metazoa, Arthropoda, Insecta, Hymenoptera, Vespidae. The record is from RefSeq and is a predicted model, not a curated record. The transcript has 6 exons.
UAAAAAUAUAACAAAAGAAGAAGAAGAAGAAGAAGAAGAAGAAGAAGAUGAUGAUGAAGAAGAAGAAGAAGAAAUAGGAGGAUGAGGAGGAUGAGGAGGAGGAAAGAGAAAUUAUAAAAAGGAGAAAAGAAUUCCAACAACGAAGGGUCUCCUCGGAAGAUAUAGAAGAACGUUGCUCGUGAUAUCGAUCUCCGAUCGAUCGAUCGAUCGAUCGAUAUAUAUGAAAGCUCUCUUGUCGGGAUAAAUACGACACGUAUUAUGAACAUACAGGUGUACUAAACCUCGACGAUAGUUAUACAUGUUCGAUCGUUGUCGCUUUGCAACGUAACGACUCGCGUCUCACGAGAAACCCUUUCAAGCCGUCCAACCGUAGGAAACUUCGUAAACGAUACGAUACAUUCGGCCGUAUCGAUUCUCCCCUCAAACAACCACCCACCCACUCACCCAUCUACCCACUCACUCAUCAUUCCUCCCUCACUCACUCCAUUCUUAUACCUCUCUCUUUCUCUCUUUCUCUCUGUCACACAAACGUUAAGCAGAGUCAGAAAAUUUUUUAUUCUCUCUCUAUCUAUCUAUUUAUCUAUUUUUUCGUUUAUCUAUCUAUCUAUCUAUCUAUCUAUCUAUCUUUCUCACCUUCACCAAAAUCUCGAUCGACAAAUGAUAAUAAUAAUAAUAAUAAUAAUAAUAAUAAUAAUAAUAAUAAUAAUAAUAAUAAUAAUGAUAAUAAUGAUGAUGUCGAGUUCAAAUCAUUCCUACUUCUCGUUUCUUUUAAUUUCGACAAGAGAAAAAGAUUUUUGGAAGUGGCAUUAUCAUCAAUCGCGAAGAUCGUCUAUAAAGAUUUAUUAGAAUUAUUCUACACUCGAAGAAACAAAGGAUCGAUCGAAGUAUAUUCUUUCUUUAUGAUCGUUUAAGAUCGAUAUCGAUCGAUGAUAUUCAUCGAUAGAUAUUAUUUACCGAACGAUUCAUCAUUCGAGAAAUUCACGUAUCUAUAAACUACACUCCUCUUCAAGAUGAUUAGAGAGAUCAAGAAUGGAAGAAACGAAGAUCCAAAAGGGAAUCCUUCCUAUGGAGGAUGUCCACAGUUUCUGUUCGGAAUACGGCGGGGCGUUAGCGACGAUUUGAAUUCGAGCGCCCUUCGCGCCAUUCGUUACGGCAGAUGCACGAAGGUCAAAAGUAUUUUAAAAAUAAGGCCGUAGGCAUUGGCAGAUUGGUAUGGCAGUGGACGUUAAGGGUCGGAUGGCGUUGUAAUGGCAAAAAGUUUGCGAAAGGGUCGGGAUUGGAGAUAGACAAGAUGGACCAGCAGUAUUGCCUACGGUGGAACAAUCACCCAGCCAACCUUACUGACGUUCUCAGUUCACUGCUUGCCAGAGAGGCACUUUGUGAUGUUACCUUGGCAUGUGUUGGAGAAACUUUUAAGGCACACCAGACGAUACUCUCUGCAUGUAGUCCAUACUUUGAGACUAUUUUCCUCCAGAAUACCCAUCCUCAUCCAAUUAUAUUCCUGAAGGAUGUCAACGAUACAGAAAUGAAAGCAUUGCUGCACUUUAUGUAUAAGGGAGAAGUAAAUGUUAGUCAGCAUCUAUUACCGAUGUUCCUCAAAACAGCAGAGGCAUUACAAAUCAGAGGCCUCACAGAUAAUAGUGUAAAUAACAAGACAGGAGAAAAAAGUCCGUCGCCAGAGCCAGAAGCACAAACCGGUGGCAGGCACACCGAUUCGCCUAAUCUCCAAUCACAUCCUGAAAAGAGGAAAAGAAAAUUUUCUGGCAGCUAUGAUGUUUCUCUUACUGGGCCUCCUAGCGAAAGAUUCAUGUCUGAUUCACAGGCAUCUUCGCAAUGUAAUUAUAAAUCAAGUCCACCUGUUAUUCCAAAGGUAAAUAAUGCCCUGGGAACAGAAUUAGAGGAUGGUGGUCGACCUAUGUCUCCUGCAUCUCAACCACAAGCUCCUAUCAAGCAAGAAUUAGACCACCACUUAUCUGAUUUCCAUGACAAUAUCUCCCUCCCAGGUCAUACGGUUGGACUAUUAGGAGACGAUGGCGGACCUACGGCGGGGGCUCUAAGUGAUGGGGUAUCUGGAAUUGAAUCGUCUGAACACCAUAAUCCUCCUGAAAUGCUCGAUGGACUUGAUGGUUCAAAAGCCUGGCACAUGCGGCUGACCUUUGACCGGGUGCCAGGCGGCUGCAACCUUCACAGGUGCAAGCUGUGCGGCAAGGUCGUGACGCACAUCAGGAACCACUACCACGUCCACUUCCCCGGCAGGUUUGAGUGUCCUCUCUGUCGUGCCACGUACACACGUAGCGAUAACCUGCGCACGCACUUUAAAUUCAAACACCCCGAGGCAAGAAAGAUCGAUCUUAACGAUUUCAUGGCCAACUCGUUGGCGCUAUCAGCGACGAGUAACGAUACCAUGAACACACUAUCCUAAAAGCGCGAGAAUUUCAAAAUACAUCUUACAUGUAUAUGUGUGUGUGUGUGUAUAUAUAUAUAUAUAUAUAUAUUUAUGUACAUAUAUAUGUAUGUAUAUAUACACAUAUAUAUAUAUAUGUAUAUAUGUAUAUGUAUAUGUUUAUAUACAUACACGCACAGAGAUACGCGAACCGAUUUACAUAACAUACCUUCUAACAAUUCGUUUGCUACUUCCUCGUUAAAUGAUAUAUGGGCGGGCGCGUAAGAAUAAGUGAUGAUCGACCACGCAUACUCACGCGUCGCUGCUGCACACGCAUAUCUAUAUCUAUAUCUAUAUAUAUAUAUAUAUAUAUAUAUAUAUAUAUAUAUAUUAUAUACACACAUCUAUACGUGAAAAGCGCGUUGUUCUAUCUUAGGAUAUAUAUAUAUAUAUAUAUAUAUAUAUAUAUAUAUAUAUAUAUGCGUGUGCGUGUGCGUGCUUAUGUAUGUGUAUAUAUAUAUAUAUAUAUAUAUAUAUAUAUAUAUAUAUAUAUACAUAUAUAAGCAACAUCGUUGAUAUAAAGAGCCUGAUUUUAUAUAUAUAUAUAUAUAAAAUAUAUAUAUAUGUAUAAGGGAUGCAGAAAGAUAUGGCCACACGGAGGAACGACCACGCGGCGGAGGCCGUUCUCUCUCUCGGCUUCUUGUUUUUUAUUUUUAAUUUUUUUUUUUUCUUUUUUUUUUAAACCUUUCUUUUGUUUUUAUUUCUUUUUUCUUUUUUUUUUCCUUUUUUUUUUUCAUAUCUUCUUUUUUUUUUCUUCUUCUUCUUCUAAUUUUUUUCUUCGUCGAAACACCAAAUCUUUUCUUGUAAGUUCUAUGCUUGAGCUUCCCUCAGGUUUGUUGUGGGCCUACCUUCGCUAGAAUCUGUCAAUGCGAGUGAAAGAUUUAGGCCCCUUAAAUAGGUGAUUGGGGGUUAGAUUUUUUCCUCGAAUGUGAUGAUAAUAAGUUAUUAAAGGGGGAAUGAAAUAACUCGCAUUCGCGAUUUAUCAUAUAAACACUUGUUUGUCAUUCGUCGUCAUUGUCGUCGUCGCCCAUCUUUCUCUCGCUUGUCGUAUUAGUAAAAGAAAAUGAUGAAAAGAAAAGAAGGGAAGGGGAAAGAACAAAAAGAAAAAAAAAAAAACAAGAAAACAAGUCAAACAGAACGAAAGAUAACAAAUUGCGAAGAAAGAGAGGUGGGUGUCGGCAAUGAUGAUGACGUACGUAAAAUAAAAACGAAAACAAAAGGAAAAAAAAGAAAAAAAGAAAGGAAAAAGAAAGGGCCAAAAAAGAAAAAAAGAGAGAGAGA